This is a messenger RNA of Cryptomeria japonica (Japanese cedar), 744 nucleotides long. RefSeq lists its product as uncharacterized. Gene Ontology annotation, molecular function: nucleic acid binding; zinc ion binding. The transcript has a single exon. Lineage: Eukaryota; Viridiplantae; Streptophyta; Pinopsida; Cupressales; Cupressaceae. Bases 1 to 744 code for a protein of 247 amino acids. The record is from RefSeq and is a predicted model, not a curated record.
AUGGUAGCAAAGCUUAAGUCCAAAUUCUUUCCGCAAAAAUAUGAAAUUAGUCUAUUCAAGAAGAUGCAAAAAUUGAAGCAAAAGGAGAGCAGUGUGGAGGAAUACACACAAGAGUUUUACCGGCUAAACAUACAAGCUGGUCAUGUUGAUGAGGAUGUUGAGCAAGUUUCCCGAUAUUUGAAUGGACUACCCGUAUCCAUCCAAUAUGAGAUAAGCAUGGAUAAUGCGCAUUGUGUGGAAGAAGCGUAUCAAUUUGCUUUGAAGGCGGAGGGGAAGCUCAAUAGGAAGCAACAAAGUAACUCUCGGGGUAGAGGCAGAUUUUCACGUGGAAGAGGACAGUCAAGCAGUGAUAGAAGUUCCACAAGCAAACAAGAGGAAACAUGCACUUCAAGUGCAUGUUUGCAAGGAGGAAGGGGAAGAGGAGAUUUCCUUAGAGGAAAAGAGGGCUAUUCUCAUGGAAGGGGAUCAUUUGGAAGAGGUAGAGAAAGGAUUUUCAGUGGUACUUGUUACCAGUGUGGGGAAACGAGACAUCAAGCAUUUGAGUGUCCACAAAUCCAAUAUGAUGGGCGAAAAGGAAAGGAGGCAAGAGUGCAUGUAGUAGAAGCUGAAGAUCAAAAGGAGAGUCCACCAAAACAUGGAGAAGACCCUGAAGAUGGAGAAUCACUGAUGUUGCGAAGAGUUUUGUUGAAUCCCGAAAAGGAGAAGCCAGAGCCAACCCGAAGACGAAAUUUGUUUCGAACAUGA